This is a messenger RNA of Lemur catta (Ring-tailed lemur), 602 nucleotides long. RefSeq names its product alpha hemoglobin stabilizing protein (gene AHSP). Bases 161 to 469 code for a protein of 102 amino acids. NCBI's taxonomy places the organism in Eukaryota, Metazoa, Chordata, Mammalia, Primates, Lemuridae. Gene Ontology annotation, molecular function: hemoglobin binding. Gene Ontology annotation, cellular component: cytoplasm. The record is from RefSeq and is a predicted model, not a curated record. The transcript has 3 exons. Gene Ontology annotation, biological process: protein stabilization; protein folding; erythrocyte differentiation.
UUAGGCUGAUACUUGACUCCUUGCCUACAUCUAGCUGGGCACAGAGGGACAUCCAUAGCCUUAAGAGUGUGGGUGAGACAUACGCAGCAUUGCUGGACCUGCAAGUGAGCCCAAUCUGGGGGAAAUGUGACCUCAGAGCAGAGAAAAAUUUGAAAGGCAGAUGGCCUUUCUUCAGACCAAUAAGAAUCUCAUUUCCACGGGAAUGAAGGAAUUUAAUGUUCUGCUGAAACAACAGGUCUUUAACGAUCCUCUUGUCUCUGAAGAAGCCAUGGUGACGGUGGUGGACGACUGGAUGAACUUCUACAUCAACUAUUACAGGCGGCAGGUGACAGGGGAGCAGGAAGAGCAAGACAGGGCUCUGCAGCAACUUCAGCAAGAGCUGAACACUCUGGCCAACACUUUCCUGGCCAAAUAUAGGGCCUUCCUGAAGUCCCAUGAGCACCUAAAUCACCCACUGCCUUCCUUCUAGCCCAGAGACCCAGGUCUUCAUCUCUGAAAGACUCUUAAAUUCUGGCUCCGUGUUCUUCAUGUCCCCAGGCUGUGCUCCUUCGGUGUUACUCUGCCUUGACAUCUCAAUAAAGACCAAUACUGGUUUUGCUGGA